This is a messenger RNA of Ziziphus jujuba (common jujube), 993 nucleotides long. RefSeq names its product protein CRABS CLAW. Bases 198 to 716 code for a protein of 172 amino acids. The transcript is spliced from 7 exons. Gene Ontology annotation, cellular component: nucleus. The record is from RefSeq and is a predicted model, not a curated record. Gene Ontology annotation, biological process: cell fate commitment; leaf development; floral meristem determinacy. Lineage: Eukaryota; Viridiplantae; Streptophyta; Magnoliopsida; Rosales; Rhamnaceae.
UAUAGCUAUAAAGCCCAUUAUAGAAACCCCACACUAUGAUAUUUUUUUUCUUUUUCCUUUUUGACUCUACUUGUCCGAGACCUCUAUAACCUUCCCAAAUCCCAACCCCUCUGUACUCACCAUCCUUAUCACAAACCCUAAAGACUCAUCUUUCUUCUUCUUCAUCAUCUUUGUUUUUCCUUCUGUUAAUAAUCACUAUGAACAUUGACGACAAAGUCACCUCCAUGGACUUGGUUCAACCCUCUGAGCAUCUUUGCUAUGUCCGGUGCAACUUCUGCAACACUGUUCUUGCGGUAGGGCUUCCAUGCAAGCGUUUGUUGGACACAGUGACUGUGAAGUGCGGUCAUUGCAGCAACCUCUCCUUUCUUAGCACCAGACCUCCUGUCCAAGGCCAAUGCCUUGAUCAUCCUUUGAGUCUUCAGGGAUAUAAUUGCAAUGAUUUUAGGAAAGGUGGUCAAUCUUCUUCAUCAUCCUCCUCAACAUCUAGCGAGCCUUUGUCCCCAAAAGCACCCUUUGUUGUAAAACCACCUGAGAAGAAACACAGACUACCUUCUGCAUAUAAUCGAUUCAUGAAAGAGGAGAUACAGCGCAUCAAAGCAGCCAAUCCUGAGAUUCCCCACAGAGAUGCAUUUAGCGCUGCAGCAAAAAAUUGGGCUAGGUACAUUCCAAAUUCAUCAGCUGGGUCUGUUUCCGGGAGCAACAACAAUUGUGCUUGAUCAGAUUUUGCAGGAAUGAAGUAAUCAAAGAAUAAAAUGUUAUGUGGUUUGACGAUAAAUCAGAUACAUGAUGAGCAAAUGGGCAAGUAAAUUAGGUCUACCUACGCUAAUUAUGAAACUUUCUCUUAUCUCUUAUCUCUCUCUUCUAUAUAUAUAUAUAUAUAUAUAUAUUCCUCACUUAGGCAUGCAAAACUAAGAUUUGGUAUUUAUAUGUAAGUUUCAGUAUUUGCUAAUUUUGUACCUAAUUUGGGUUGCUCUGAGUAAUAUCUUUUAUUAA